Rhodamnia argentea is the source of this 507-nucleotide messenger RNA. Its product is annotated as Golgi apparatus membrane protein-like protein ECHIDNA. The transcript has 4 exons. Gene Ontology annotation, cellular component: Golgi membrane. Gene Ontology annotation, biological process: protein secretion; vesicle-mediated transport. NCBI's taxonomy places the organism in Eukaryota, Viridiplantae, Streptophyta, Magnoliopsida, Myrtales, Myrtaceae. The record is from RefSeq and is a predicted model, not a curated record. Bases 139 to 507 code for a protein of 122 amino acids.
GUGAAAACCUCUUUAACAUUUCACCCUCCAAAUCAAUUCUCUCUCUCCUUCAGGAGCGUCAGAUUUGUCCAUGAACAUUGCCAUUUGACCGGAGAAAUCAGCCGCUGAUCCUUCUCUUUCACCCUCUCAUCGUUCGCCAUGGAUCCCAGCCAGCCUGUAGUAGAGAACUACGCCAACCCAAAGACAUGUUUCUUUCACGUUAUUUUCAAGGCUGCUGCUUUGUCAUUUUACAUAUUAUCUGCUCUCUUCUUCGAUAAUUUUGUCAUCAUUUUUGUGGUGACGGUCUUCCUUGCUGCUCUAGACUUUUGGGUUGUGAAAAAUGUGAGCGGGCGUAUCUUAGUGGGUUUGAGGUGGUGGAAUGAGAUAGAUGAUAAUGGUGAGAGUGUUUGGAGAUUUGAAUGCCUUGACCAGGAGUCAUUGGCGCGGAUGAAUAAGAAAGAUUCGUGGUUGUUCUGGUGGACUCUUUACCUUACAGUAAGUUCACAUGUCAUGACUCGUGCUCGUUGA